GCUCUCAUCCCCGGCCUCGCCUGGCCCAACCCGCUUCUACCCUCGUGCAGCGCACACCGCCUGCGCGCACCUUGCGGGCGUCUGCCUCUGUGGCGUCGUCGCAUCUCCGGCGCCCCCAUACGCGGCAGCCAGCCAUGGUGCUCUGCGAGCUGCUGCUGCAUCUCAGCGGACACUCGUCGCCGCUCUUUCUCGCCCCGGCGCACGCGCCGCUGCACCCACUCUUGGCGCCGCAUCUCCACCCCGGCGAGGCCGCGGCGCUGCGAUAUCUCGCGGCCCUCGCCCACGAUGCGCGCGUGGCGCGAGAGUGGGCCACGCGCUGUCUGGACGAGACGCGCAGACGAGCACGAAAGGCAGCGCCAGGCGUUCAUGCCGCGGCGGCGCGAGAAGAGGAGGAGGCGGCGGCGGAGCAGCAAGAACUGAUGCUGGGCAAUGAAGAGGCCGCCGUUGCUGCUGCCAUGCUGCGACGCUUGCAGCUGUGGGACGCCGAUGUGCAGCGCACGCUCGAGGAUGUGCUGCGCUGGCGAGCUGCGCCGCAGAAGAAGGAGGAGGACGGCAAGGCCGUGGGUGAGAUGAGCAGCGGCAAUGCGCAAGCCACGUCGCUUGCGGCACUGCAGGCCAACUUCUCAACGUGGCAAGCUCCGCUUCGCACCCUCGCCGCGCUGGCCGAGCAGCUCGGCUCGCCGCCUUCCUCGAGCAGUCUCCUCGCCCGCGCCGGCGACGGCGGCACAACAGGAGCCUCGCAAGCGUCGACGACGCCGACACGAUGGCGACCCGGACCUCUUCUGGAUGUGCUGGCCGCACGCACAGCCGCGGCAGUGGGACCCAGUCGCACACAUCUCGAGGCGCUGCUUCUUGCCGCCGAGAGCGUCUGGAUGCGUCGCUGUCGCAGCUGGAUGUGCGACCUGCGCCCCGCCGGCCUCUUCGUGGCCGCGCGCGUCGAGGAGCAAGAGGCCAUGGCGGCGGCCAGAGGAGGCGCGUGGACAUGGGCGCCGCUCGCCGUGCCUCGAGCGCUCGCAAGGCAGUCGGCCGAGGCAAUCCUCUCCGUAGGACGCGCUCUGCGCGCUCUGCCUCGUUCGGUCGCUCUGCCUGGCUCGCUGCGCGAGGCGCAUCGAGCGCUCCUGCUGCAGGAGGAAUGCAGACUGUCCACUCCGAUCGAGCUGCAACGACGCGUCGAGAUGAUUCGAGAUGAAGUGGGAGAAUGGAUGUGGGGCAAUGUGCUCCGGCCACAGGAUGUGAGGGAGGCAGUUGAGGGUCUUGGCCUCUACUUCCUCCACCGUUCCGGCCUCUUCCACACGUCCUUCCUCUCCGAACUAGCACAGCUCAAGCGCUCUGCUCUGCUCAGUCGCACGGCCGCCUCGGGCACGAUCCGCGCGGCCGACGUCGAGGCAGCGUUGCACCGUGCCGCCGCGCUCUCCGACACGCCCUCCGAGCUGCUCUCUCACGUGCGCGUCUCCGUUGCCAAGGGCCGCACCGUGCCCGUGGCCUUCUCCGACGUGCCGCUGGGCAUGCCCUUCGUCCUCGCCUACACGCCGCCCUAUCCGCUGGACCUCCUCUUCACGACACAGGAUGCAAGUGCUUACUCGCAGCUUUGCUCGUACCUGCUCGCUCUGCGCUCCACAGCCACGAGGCUGCGAGAGACUUGGACACGCAUGUCGAAGGCGCAGCGCGUGCGAAGACGCUUCACGGGCGCGGGCGAGGGAGGCAGCAGUCGCGCCGAGGAACAAGCGCGUGCGACGCUGCUGAGAAAAGCCUGGGGCACCGCAAGAGAGGGUCUUUGGGUGCUUGAGGCGUUGACGGGGCACUUUCAGACGGACAUCAUCGACGUGCAGUACACGCGUCUAGUGGAGCAGCUUGAGGUCGCACACGUAGAGACGGCGCCUCUCUCGGCGCAAGCCUCAGGGCGAAGUCUGCUACGCGCCUCUCGCAGCACCGGUGGAGACGCUUCCUCGCCUGAUCUCCACCAGCACGCGGCGCCAUCGGCCAAGGCACCGGCGUCGCGCGCAGGCAAGAGCGUACGUGCUCCAUCAGUCGCACCCUCGCGAACCGUGCGCACGGCACACACGCUGCAGGGCAGCACGGCGACGGGAGGAGCUCACGAGAGCGUGUUGGACUUUGCGUCGCUGCGAGCGACGCAUGCUGCGUUUCUGGCAUUUGUGCUGGAUGGCUGCCUGCUCUCCUCGCCGCAAGCCAGCCGCGCCAUCCGCGCCAUUCUCGACGCGUGUGCUCGUUUCGUAGGGCUCGUCGAGCGCUGGGGAGGAGAUGUGCUGCCGGACCUACUCAUGGACGGAGCAGGUGUCGAUGACGACGAGGAGCACGCGAAGCGCGGGAGCCGGACGGUCAAGGAGCGCAAGGCGGCGCUCGAUGAGGUUGCCGAGACGCUCUCUGCGAAUCUGGACGCUUUCUUCGACCUGCUCCUCGACGCCUCUUCAGGGCCCGCCAGCGCCGCCGCAGCAGGCAGCACCAGUCUCAGCGCCGGUGCCGGCCUGAUCUCCGGCACGGCGCCUCCCGAGGCGCACCGGGCGCGCGCCACCGAGGCUCGCCUCGACGCCGACAGCGCGGCGCGAAGGCAUCUCGAGCAGCUGCUGCUCAGACUCGACUUCUCGGGCUGGUGGAGUGCGCGCAGCAACGCCGGAAGCGCAGCGCCGCGCGAGGACGAGCACGAGGCAGAGAAGCAGGCCCAGCAGGAAUAGCAAUGGCAGGCGCUGCGAACGUCCAGAGAGAUACAAAAUACAUGGGGCGGAGAA
Messenger RNA from Tilletiopsis washingtonensis, 2744 nucleotides. RefSeq lists its product as hypothetical. Gene Ontology annotation, molecular function: microtubule minus-end binding; gamma-tubulin binding. Gene Ontology annotation, biological process: microtubule nucleation; cytoplasmic microtubule organization; spindle assembly. The record is from RefSeq and is a predicted model, not a curated record. The transcript is spliced from 5 exons. Lineage: Eukaryota; Fungi; Basidiomycota; Exobasidiomycetes; Entylomatales. Bases 135 to 2690 code for a protein of 851 amino acids. Gene Ontology annotation, cellular component: gamma-tubulin complex; equatorial microtubule organizing center; centrosome.